This is a messenger RNA of Colletotrichum phormii, 549 nucleotides long. RefSeq names its product ubiquitin-conjugating enzyme. Bases 1 to 549 code for a protein of 182 amino acids. Lineage: Eukaryota; Fungi; Ascomycota; Sordariomycetes; Glomerellales; Glomerellaceae. Gene Ontology annotation, molecular function: ubiquitin conjugating enzyme activity. Gene Ontology annotation, biological process: protein polyubiquitination; ubiquitin-dependent protein catabolic process. The transcript is spliced from 7 exons. Gene Ontology annotation, cellular component: nucleus. The record is from RefSeq and is a predicted model, not a curated record.
AUGAGCAGCCCACGCAGAAGAAUCGAGACUGAUGUCAUGAAGUUGAUGAGUGACUACGAGGUUACUCUGGUGAACGACAACAAGUUCUAUGUUAGAUUCAAGGGCCCUACCGAGACUCCUUUCGAAGGCGGCGUCUGGAAGGUUCAUGUCGAGCUUCCUGACCAAUACCCCUAUAAGUCACCGAGUAUCGGAUUUGUUAAUCGCAUCUUCCACCCCAACAUCGACGAGCUAUCGGGUUCCGUCUGCCUGGAUGUCAUCAACCAGACUUGGUCGCCCAUGUUCGACAUGAUCAACAUCUUCGAGGUCUUCUUGCCUCAACUUCUCCGAUACCCGAACCCGACGGACCCCCUGAAUGGCGAAGCGGCUGCCCUGAUGAUAAGAGAACCCAAGAGCUACGACGCCAAAGUCAAGGAGUACGUCCAGAAGUACGCGAGCAAAGACGCCGCCGACGAAGCCGGUGCCGAGAGCGAAGACGACGAUGACAUGUCAUCCGUUGGCAGCUUCGGCGACGAUGACGAGGAACCCGCCGGCCGACUUGACGAUGUAUGA